This is a messenger RNA of Ambispora leptoticha, 1855 nucleotides long. The record is from the annotation of a GenBank genome assembly. NCBI's taxonomy places the organism in Eukaryota, Fungi, Glomeromycota, Glomeromycetes, Archaeosporales, Ambisporaceae.
AUGAGAAGACGAGGAAUUUCAUAUCUUAUAUUGUUAACUUUAUUAAUAUCAAUAAUAAAUCCAAAUGAUGAACUCUUACUUUCUGUGAAAGCAGAUGAUUCAAAUGUUCUACCUUCAAGUAGCAGUAGCAGCAGCAAUGCACCCACAAACAUAAUAAUAACGUCUACUCAAAAUCAAAAUAUUCCACCUUCUAAUACACCAAGUCAAUCUCUUACAACAAGUAUAAAUGUAAUUGUAGGUUAUUAUCCAGAUUGGAGAUCUUCUCAGUUGGCCGUGAAUAAUUUAUUUUGGGAUAAACUAACACACAUUAAUUAUGCAUUCGCAACCUUGAACGAUGGAUUCGUGCCAAAUUUGCAGACUGCAUCAAUCUUGAGUACGUUAGUUUGGUAUGCUCAUGCAUCAAAUGUUAAGGUAUCAAUCGCAAUUGGUGGAUGGACAGGCAGUGCAUCGUUUAGCACGAUGGUCUCUAGUGCAGAGAAUCGCUCAGCAUUUAUCAGUGCAACAGUUGCAAUGAUAAAACAGUACAAUCUAGAUGGGGUUGAUAUCGAUUGGGAAUUUCCUGGAAGGAAAAGCCUACAGUGUAAUGUAGUUAACAGUCAAUCUGAUACUAGUAAUUUUCUAUUGCUAUUAAAUGGAUUACGAGAGGCUUUAGGUCAAGAUAAAUUGAUAACAUUAGCUGUUCGCGCCGAAACUUUUGAUGGUCCAAAUGGACCUAUUGCUGAUGUUAGUGGAUUUGCUAACGUUGUUGAUUGGAUAAAUAUUAUGGCAUAUGAUCUUAGCGUUGAUGAUGGAUCAGGAGAAGAUUGGACAAAAUUAACCGGACCGAAUGCUCCGUUUACGUCAACGCCUGGAAAAGGUCGUCAGCUCUCGUUUAUUCAAUCUGCAACAUCAUGGCUAAAAGCUGGAAUGCCUGCUUCAAAGAUAGUAAUGGGCGUGGAAUUUCUUGGACAUAGUCAAACGGCUUUACAACCAAUGACACCAGAUUCUCAAUAUGUACAGCGUGAUCCAACAAUCCCAAAAGGUGAUAUCAUUGAUGCACUUUGGUCACCACCUACAUGUCUAAGUGUUACGCCAGCAUUUUCCGGCAUAUGGCUUUGGAGAAAUCUACGACAACAAGGAAUUCUAAAAUGUACUUUAACAGCAAGCGAAGGGUGGAUUCGCACUUUUGAUAAUGUGACUCAAACCCCUUGGUUAUACAAUCCAAGCACAAAGAUGUAUAUUUCUUAUGAUGACCCGCAAUCACUUUCUGUGAAAAUUAACUACACGCGACAACAAGGUUUUCGUGGAAUGAUGCUUUGGGAAUUAACCACUGAUAAUGGGCAUGAAUUAUUAGAUGUGAUUCAAUUAUUGCGACAAAACACACCAAUUAUAGCUCCUGAGAACGACUGCAGUAGUGUUUCAUUAACCAGUAAUGGCGGUGGAACGACAGGAGGAGGAUACUAUAGCGAUUCUAGCAAUUCUAGCAAUUCAGGGAACAAGAAAAAGAAUUCACUUGGAGCAGGUGCAAUUAUUGGAAUCUCCAUCGGCAGUGUAUUAUUUGUAGCUUUAGCAGGCUUCGUAUUUUUAUGCCUUCGAAAAAGAAAGAACAGUAAAGCUGGGUUUUUUGCGAUAGGCUCUAAUCGACGACCUAGAAUUUCUGCAAUCCGACCAAUUUCUUCAGUCCCUAAAGCCCCUAAUGACAUGGUCGAGAUACCAAUUCAUAAAAAAUACGUGAUUGCCAUUUUUGAUUAUGAAGCGCGUGAAGAUGUAGACCUAUCAUUUAAGAAAGGAGAUUUGAUUGAAGUUUUGCAAAUAGGUGAUGGGCCGAAUGAUUGGUGGAUAGGGAAAAUCAAUGGUAAAAUUGGCGAAUUUCCUG